CGUCGUCAGAUUGGCGGAAGUGUGUGGGUUGUGGUUUAGCGAGCGUCAUAGCAGCAGCGACGGGGAGCAGCAGCGCGGCAGACACACCCCAGCAGCAGCAACCAUGACCAACGUGUCGAACGAGCUGGUGUGGUCCCUGGUGCGGAGGAACACCUGCUUCCUCUACAAGAGGAAUGGCCAGACCAAGAGGUCCGGCAAAGUCGUUCUGACGGCCGAGCCCAACAACUUGACGAACGUCAACUCGUACAAGUACUCCGGCCUCGCGAACAGCAAGGCCGUCGGCAUCCAGUUCGCCAAGGACCCCAAGGACCGCCCGUGCGCCGCCAUCACCCUGAAGUCGUCCAAGAAUGGCAACAAGCCCAAGAAGUCAGUCGGCAGAUCCUUGCUGAAGAAGACCCACCCAAGCGUGUCCCAGGCCAUCAUGAAGCAGACCGGCGGCACCAACUACCGCCCUGACCUCCAGCACGCGGCGCUUGUCCGCUGGUCGAAGGUGCACCGUGCGCUCCGCGUACAGAAGGGCGAGAGGAAGCCCAUGACCGUGAACGCCGGCCGCAAGAACCUCAAGGCCACCGCCUAAGUUUCCGUUCGCCACCGCUGGUGCUGCUGAUGAUGCUGGUGCCACUAUAAUACCCUGCCACUGACUGGCUAGCGAGUAAGAACAUCAUCGCCGGCUUCGUCGGUGCUCUUCUUUCUGGCCCGCGAAGCUUUUCGAACGGCGUCGGACAUGGGAAUCGGUCACGUCGUGUCUAGUGUCUAGUGGAAAGCUUUGCACUCUGUGCUUCGAUGACUUGGCUUGCCAAGGCGCUUGAAAAGUUGUUUAGUGCGGUCGAUGGCGAAGAGAUCUUUUAGCCAGUCUGGAUUUACGCUUUCAUCCGUAUGAGUGUGGUGGUGAUGUCUCUCGGUGGCUGAAUAACGAACCCGUUGCUGCGAAUUUCAAUCUUUCGAAGCGCUCUCUUAAAUCUAUGUGCGCUCUGUAUGAGACGGAUGUACCCGUGGUGAAGCCAGUCAUUGCUGGUCCCCACGCCCACGGCUGGACCGAGCACCCACGGUUGUGGGGUGCUGCGCACAACGAACCAGAACAAGCAGGCGUUUCCGUCCGAUGUUUCGCUCUCAACCGGAGUCGACUUGACUCCAGUCUCUGCAACCCCAUUCUCCUGUGAUGGGACGAGGCAGGCCGAGCACAUGCGUUGCCUUUAAC
Molecule: messenger RNA, 1198 nt
Organism: Ectocarpus sp. CCAP 1310/34
Lineage: Eukaryota; Phaeophyceae; Ectocarpales; Ectocarpaceae
Source: the annotation of a GenBank genome assembly